Molecule: messenger RNA, 1803 nt
Organism: Diaporthe batatas
Lineage: Eukaryota; Fungi; Ascomycota; Sordariomycetes; Diaporthales; Diaporthaceae
Exons: 1
Coding region: 226-1803 (525 amino acids)
Molecular function (GO): oxidoreductase activity
Source: RefSeq, a predicted model, not a curated record
GUGAUGGCUCUCGGACGAACCAAACAAAAGAAUUCCGAUCUAAUACUCACCGAUUUGACCUCCUGACUGCAGUACAGAGUCUGCUGCACGGCACGUGAUUGUUGCCCAAAACUUCACCCUUGAGCCUUCAGGUGUCCGCCAUCUCGUCGUCAUCAACAUCAACCCCUAAUACAUUCAUCUUCUUGCCGAUCUGAUGUUGUUGCGGUUUCACUAUUGCAAUCCAGCAUGACAAGCCGGGCUCUAACGAGGCCGGCAAUGAGAUUCCGGCCCAAUGCCCUCGCAGACGCCGUCCCAUCACCAACACCGCUCACAUGCAUGCGGCUACAACCACGCGGUGCGGGCAUGAGACCAGGGGCCUGCCAUUUAUCAACAAACAGCAGAGCAUCCACACAACGACACAGGCCUGAACCCCUCGGGGCCCCUCGCUGCUCGGCCCGCCGGCCAGACGGGACCGCACGGAGCUUCGCAAACACAGCAACCAGGCGCACCACACCCAAGGGAAGUGGACAAGGCAGCAGCAGGACGAGACGCAGCCGUCAACUGGCCACCCUGACACUCAUCGCCCUGGGCGCGGUGCUCUUCAGCGCCGCCACGGACAUCGGCAACCCCUUCGCCAACAACACACCCAAGGGCGUCCUGAACAGCGAGAGCUUCGUCCCCUUCACCGUCACCUCGAGGGAGCAGACCUCGCCCACGACCUUCAUCCUGACCGUCUCGGCGCCGGCGCAGCACCAGCCGGCCAACGCCGCCCUGGUCCGCGCCGCCUGGGCCCACGGCCUGUGGUCCGUCGAGAUCAAGCAGCCGCAGCUGCAGAUCGCCCGCAGCUACACGCCCCUGCCGCCGCCCGUGGCCCCCGGGGAGGGGGAGGAAGACGACGGCGGCCACCACCACCGCCAACUGCGCUUCCUCGUCCGCAGGUACGACGGCGGCGAGAUGUCCACGUACCUGUCCCGCCUGCAGCCGGGCGACGACGUCUACCUGCGCGGCCCGCACCUCGGCUUCGACGUGGCCGCCCGGCUGGGCGGCAAGGGCGGGCGCGUCGUGUUCCUCGCGGGCGGCACGGGCGUCGCCCCCGCGCUGCAGGUGGCGCGGCACCUGCUGCAGCAGCGGCGCGGCGAGCAAGACGAGGGGAAGUUGUCCAUGGAGAUCAUCUGGGCGAGCCGGUCGCGCGCCGACUGCGCGGGCUGCCCGCGGCUCCUCCCGCCGGGGAGGGACAGCGGCCGGGGGUUCUGGGGCCGGCUUGGGCUGGCCGGCGGGCCUGCGCCGCCCACCACCACCACCGCCGGGGCCGAGGACGCCGGCGGGGGGCCCGAGCAUCCCGUCGUGCGGGAGCUGCGGGGGCUCCAGGGCGCGUUCAGGAGCGCGGGCCACGAGCUGGAGCUGCGGUGCGUCGCGGACGACGAGGCCGGCGUGGUCGGCGCCGCGGACGUGGCGAGGGCGGUCGAGGGCCGGCCGCACAGGACCCCGUCGCCACGGGCUGUGGGCGCGGAGCCGGCGUCGUCGUCGUGCUAUUACCACUCGCAGCAGCUACUCCAGCACAGCACGCACGAGUCUGACGUCCGGCCGGGCGGCCAGCGCGGGGCUGGCGAGCCGGCGAGGGGGUGUACGUGUGAUGAUGGCAGAGGCGUGAGCGGGAAGAACCUGCUCAUGAUCUCCGGCCCGGACGGGUUCAUCAGCGCGUACGUGGGACCCAAGGUCUGGGCGGAUGGGGCCGAACGGCAGGGUCCCGUGGGAGGGCUCGUCCGCAAGCUCAUGCAGAAGAACCCGGGGGCCUGGGGGGACUGGCUCGUGCUUAAGCAAUGA